This is a messenger RNA of Caretta caretta (loggerhead turtle), 948 nucleotides long. Its product is annotated as olfactory receptor 52E2-like. Gene Ontology annotation, biological process: G protein-coupled receptor signaling pathway. NCBI's taxonomy places the organism in Eukaryota, Metazoa, Chordata, Testudines, Cheloniidae. Gene Ontology annotation, cellular component: plasma membrane. Gene Ontology annotation, molecular function: G protein-coupled receptor activity; olfactory receptor activity. The record is from RefSeq and is a predicted model, not a curated record.
AUGUCAGAUUCCAACACAACCGACUUCACCAACCCCUCCACCUUCAUCCUGCUGGGCAUUCCUGGCCUGGAGGCAGGUCAUGUCUGGAUCUCCAUCCCCUUCUGCACCAUUUACGCCAUAGCCAUCUUGGGGAACUUCACCAUCCUCUUUAUUGUCAAGAUGGAGCCGAGCCUCCAUGAGCCCAUGUACUAUUUCCUCUGUAUGCUGGCCAUCACCGACCUUUUAAUGUCUACGCCCACCAUUCCCAAAAUGCUGAAUAUCUUCUGGUUCAAUUCCAGGGAGAUCGAUUUCAGUGCCUGCCUCACCCAGAUGUACUUCAUUCAGUGCUUCUCAAUGAUGGCAUCUGGGAUCCUUGUGGCCAUGGCCUUGGAUCGCUACGUGGCCAUCUGUGAUCCCCUGAGACAUUCCACCAUCUUCAGAAACUCUGUGGUGGCCAAGAUCGGCCUGGUCGUGGUUCUGCGUGCUGGCAUGCUCCCAAUACCCAAUCCCAUUCUGGCAAGUCGGUGGCCAUAUUGCAGAACCAACAUCAUCCCCCAGACGUACUGUGAGCACAUAGCUGUGGUGAAGCUGGCCUGCUCUGACAUCCGCAUCAGUAGUUACUACGGCCUCUUUUUGGCAUUCUUGGUAAGUGGUGUGGAUAUAUUUUUGAUCACAGUGUCCUAUAUCCACAUCCUCAGGGCCAUCUUCAGUCUACCCACAAAGGAUGCCCGACUCAAGGUUUUUAGGACCUGUGGCUCCCACCUCUUUGUCUUCUUAGUCUUUUUCAUCCCAUCUUUUUUCUCCAUCCUCAUGCACCGGUUUGGCCAGAAUGUCCCCCUGCACUUCCACAUUCUCAUUGCUAACAUGUACCUCCUGGUGCCCCCGAUGCUGAACCCCAUCAUCUACGGGGUGAGCAUCAAACAGAUCCGGAACAGGCUGUUCCAACUCUUCACUCAUAAAGGGACCUAA